This is a messenger RNA of Vigna radiata var. radiata (mung bean), 447 nucleotides long. RefSeq names its product NADH dehydrogenase [ubiquinone] 1 beta subcomplex subunit 7. Gene Ontology annotation, cellular component: mitochondrion. The transcript is spliced from 2 exons. The coding region runs from base 54 to 350 and encodes 98 amino acids. The record is from RefSeq and is a predicted model, not a curated record. NCBI's taxonomy places the organism in Eukaryota, Viridiplantae, Streptophyta, Magnoliopsida, Fabales, Fabaceae.
CCUGGGGAGGGAGGAAAUUGAUACACAGAGAAGAGCGUGUGGAAGAAAGAACGAUGGAAGUUGAAGGAUCGUCGAAGAAGAUGAUAGCGACGCAGGAGGAGAUGGUGGAGGCUAGGGUUCCCUUGGCGUAUCGGGAUCAGUGCGCCCAUUUGCUCAUCCCUCUCAACAAAUGCAGGCAAGCGGAGUUUUAUCUUCCAUGGAAGUGCGAAAACGAGCGUCACUCCUACGAAAAGUGCGAGUACGAGCUCGUCAUGGAGAGAAUGCUUCAGAUGCAGAAGAUCCGCGAAGAACAGCAAAAGGCCGACGCCAAACAACCGCUAAUCCUCGUACCCAAACCCGCCAAUGCCUGAUUCCUUUUCCUCUACCUCUCGCUGAACCAUUGCUUGGGACAGAUGUUAUUUCAUGUUUUGCUAUUGUAUGGAUCAAAGUUACCUUGGAGUGUUUGUC